Aspergillus steynii IBT 23096 is the source of this 921-nucleotide messenger RNA. Its product is annotated as DUF218 domain protein. NCBI's taxonomy places the organism in Eukaryota, Fungi, Ascomycota, Eurotiomycetes, Eurotiales, Aspergillaceae. The record is from RefSeq and is a predicted model, not a curated record. The transcript is spliced from 4 exons. Bases 73 to 921 code for a protein of 282 amino acids. Gene Ontology annotation, cellular component: cytoplasm.
UUUGGAAUACAUUGAAAUUAUCAUAUCUAGUAUAAGACCCGGCGCUAGAAUCCAUCCUCUCCCUUCAAAAUAAUGUCCCCCUCCACCUUCGACCUCCAAAAAUGCACCCACCUGAUCAUCGUCUGCUGCCAUGCAAUCUACAUCGGGGGACCAACCAAGGGCAUUUCAGAGGAUGAAUGGUUAAUUGAGCCCUUCCAGAAGGGCGAAACGCCUACCUUCACGGCCCAUGUUAAGGCAGGCAUUCAGGCUGCAGCAGAAGAUCUGCGCAGUGUGCUUGUGUUUUCCGGGGGUGCAACUAAGAGGUCAUUGACGAGUCUAGCCGAGGGGGAAUCAUACUUGAACCUCGCAAAAGACAACGCCCUCUUCACAUUUUCCGACAAACUCCACGCCUCCCAAAUAACCACCGAAACCAACGCCACAGACUCAUACCAAAACGUGCUUUUCUCGCUUCUAAAGUUCAAAACACACACGGGCAGAUAUCCCACGCGCGUAACCGUGGUGACGCAUGAAUUCAAACGGAAGAGAUUCAUGGAGUGCCAUUUUCCUGCUGUGGGGCUGGGCCCGGUCUCGAGUCCCGCUGGUGCAGGGGACCAGGGAGGUGACAGGACAUCUAGAUGUAAAUGCAAAGGGGACGUGAUUGGAAUUAACCCGCCGGAGGAAGUAACGUCUUCGGCGUCGUUGAUUGCAGGCGAAGAGAAAAGAGGGAUUGGGCUAUGGAGGGAAGAUAGGUAUGGAGUUCAGGCGGAACUAGCAGGGAAGAGAGCACAAAGGGGAUGGACAGCGGGGAUGGAAAGGGAUGUGUUUGGAGACAUGGGACUUGAGGCUGUGGUGGAAGAGUUGGUUUGUUGGGAUGGCGGAGAGGAUGGGAAUAAAUGGUUUUCGAAGAUGGAGCGUUUACCGUGGUACAGCGCGGACGAGUAG